This is a messenger RNA of Rosa rugosa (rugosa rose), 696 nucleotides long. RefSeq lists its product as uncharacterized. NCBI's taxonomy places the organism in Eukaryota, Viridiplantae, Streptophyta, Magnoliopsida, Rosales, Rosaceae. The coding region runs from base 45 to 584 and encodes 179 amino acids. The record is from RefSeq and is a predicted model, not a curated record. Gene Ontology annotation, biological process: chloroplast organization; positive regulation of DNA-templated transcription. The transcript has 3 exons.
UAGCUUCAGUAGUUGCAGAAUCAGAUUAUCAAAGUAAAGCAGACAUGGGAGUACUAAGAACACUUCCUGUGACACCCCCACGUGGAAGUUUCCUUUCAAAUUUUGGAGCUGCAGAGAGUUCAUCUAAAUCCAACUUCAAGUUCAACAAGAAGUCCCAGUUCAGAGUUUUGGCCAAAACAGAGAAGGGUGAGAAGGAAGAAGAAGAAGAGCCCAAGAAAAGGAAACAGUCACUGUUUAGCAGUGUAACAGAGGCGCUUGAUUUCUCUCAAACCAGGUCUGAAGAAGACGCUCUACUUCUCGAAGAUGCGAGACAGGCCACCAAGUCUGGAGAACAGAUGUCAAGAGAACAGUAUGGGGCUCUCAGAAGGAAAAUCGGAGGCACUUACAAGGAUUUCUUCAAAUCCUAUGUUGAAGUGGAUGGGCAAUAUGUAGAAGAAGGGUGGGUCGACAAAACGUGCAAGGUGUGCAAGAAGGACACCGGCGGCGAGCCAAGGCAAGUGGACAAGCUCGGCAGAUACGUUCAUGUGGCGUGUAUGGGGAAACAGAAAUCCGGCAACUUCUUUACCAGACUUUUCUCAAGUUGAUGAAGAGUAGAUCAAAUGUUUGGAGUGAUUGUUUCCGAAUGUUCAUUGGUGCAUGACAGAUAGCAUUGUGGAAGUUGCUUUUAUAUCAGAUAUCCCAGAUCCUAACUGAUGA